UUCCCUCGGGUGUUAGCAGCGGGACUUCCGGCCUGUGCGGGACAGCCUUCCUGUGGCUCCACCGGGGAAGGCCUGUUCAGUGGGUGAGCAGGGGCAAUGCUGGGCCCCUGGUGCCCUCUCCAGUGCACUCAGCGCGACCACAGGGGAGCACAGAAGCUGGCAGCACCUUCUCAGACUCACUCGAUUUGGGACAGAGAACACGCGAGAGUCAGGAGUCACGCUUGGAAAGACAUGCUGCUGAUCAAGAAGCAGACGGAGGACAUCAGCAGCGUCUAUGAGAUCCGCGAGAAGCUCGGCUCGGGGGCCUUCUCUGAGGUGGUGCUAGCCCAGGAGCGGGGCUCCUCACACCUCGUCGCCCUCAAGUGCAUCCCCAAGAAGGCGCUCCGAGGGAAGGAGGCUCUGGUGGAGAACGAGAUCGCAGUGCUCCGUAGGGUCAGUCACCCCAAUAUUGUGGCCCUGGAGGACGUCCACGAGAGCCCUUCUCACCUCUACCUGGCUAUGGAGCUGGUGACUGGGGGCGAGCUGUUCGACCGCAUCAUGGAGCGCGGCUCCUACACGGAGAAGGACGCCAGCCACCUGGUGGGCCAGGUCCUCGGCGCGGUCUCCUACCUGCACAGCCUGGGCAUCGUGCACCGUGACCUCAAGCCCGAAAACCUCCUGUAUGCCACGCCCUUCGAGGACUCUAAGAUCAUGGUCUCCGACUUUGGCCUUUCCAAAAUCCAGGCUGGUAACAUGCUGGGCACUGCCUGCGGGACUCCGGGCUAUGUGGCCCCGGAGCUACUGGAGCAGAAGCCCUACGGGAAAGCCGUGGAUUUGUGGGCCCUGGGCGUCAUCUCCUACAUCCUGCUGUGUGGCUACCCGCCCUUCUACGACGAGAGUGACCCUGAACUCUUCAGCCAGAUCCUGAGGGCCAGCUACGAGUUUGACUCCCCCUUUUGGGAUGACAUCUCAGAAUCAGCCAAAGAUUUCAUCCGGCACCUCCUGGAGCGAGACCCCCAGAAGAGGUUCACCUGCCAGCAGGCCUUACAGCAUCUCUGGAUAUCUGGGGAUGCGGCCUUCGACAAGGACAUCUUAGGCUCUGUCAGCGAGCAGAUCCAGAGGAACUUUGCUCGGACCCACUGGAAGAGAGCCUUCAACGCCACCUCCUUCCUGCGCCACAUCCGUAAGUUGGGGCAGGGCCCCGAGGGUGAGGAGGCCUCGCAUGGAAGGAUGACCAGCCACAGCCACCCAGGCUUCCCGGCCAGCCAGCCCUCCUCAUGGUGACGCCAGGAAGUUGGCAAGGCCAAGUGGACUGACCCCUCACUCUCACCCCCGGACCCUUUCAGUCCCCUCCCCUCCAGCCCCCUGGGCAGCCUCUGCUGGAGAGAGAGACUGGGUGUGGCACAGGGCGCUGGCUGGGCAGGUUGCCCCACGUGCCCGUCAGGUUCAGUCCUAGCCUGGGGAUGGAGGCUUCGGAGGCUCCCAACCCUGUGGCCGCCACGCCUGCCCGCUGUGCUGUGCUUCGCUGACUGCGGGUGACCGCUUUGCUGUGGCCCUCCAGCCCUCCCCACCCCAGUGUCCCCACAUCAAUAAAGACAG
This is a messenger RNA of Condylura cristata (star-nosed mole), 1578 nucleotides long. RefSeq names its product pregnancy up-regulated nonubiquitous CaM kinase (gene PNCK). The coding region runs from base 97 to 1263 and encodes 388 amino acids. The record is from RefSeq and is a predicted model, not a curated record. Gene Ontology annotation, biological process: peptidyl-serine phosphorylation. NCBI's taxonomy places the organism in Eukaryota, Metazoa, Chordata, Mammalia, Eulipotyphla, Talpidae. The transcript has 12 exons. Gene Ontology annotation, cellular component: intracellular anatomical structure. Gene Ontology annotation, molecular function: ATP binding; calmodulin binding; calcium/calmodulin-dependent protein kinase activity.